This is a messenger RNA of Fonsecaea pedrosoi CBS 271.37, 231 nucleotides long. RefSeq lists its product as uncharacterized. Gene Ontology annotation, cellular component: Golgi membrane; COPII-coated ER to Golgi transport vesicle; endoplasmic reticulum membrane. Lineage: Eukaryota; Fungi; Ascomycota; Eurotiomycetes; Chaetothyriales; Herpotrichiellaceae. The record is from RefSeq and is a predicted model, not a curated record. The transcript has 3 exons. Gene Ontology annotation, biological process: endoplasmic reticulum to Golgi vesicle-mediated transport. The coding region runs from base 1 to 231 and encodes 76 amino acids.
AUGCUCAGUCUCUUUGGCUUCGGGCCGUUCAUCUACGCGAGUUGCCUUCUUCUCAACGCCAUCGCAAUCCUGUCUGAAGACCGCUUCCUCGCUCGAAUUGGCUGGGGCAAAACCUCUUUGAACGACCCUUCUGCCGGCGCUGCGUUCGGUGCUCCCGGUCAGGACCCGGAGAGCUUUCGCAGCAAAGGCAUCAACCUGAUUUCGAGUGUCCGCACGCUAUGUCGAGGUUAG